AUGUCUGCUUUCGUAGCUCUUCUCCUCUGUGCUGUGAUACUAACACUCCGAAAAAUACUCAAAGUCAUGAGCCAAGAUCGAAAGAAAUCAACGGCUGUUAUCCCUCCGGGAAGCCAUGGUUUUCCGGUGAUCGGAGAAACACUUCAGUUCAUGCUUUCCGUUAACAGCGGCAAAGGCUUCUACGAAUUCGUGCGUACUCGCCGUAUCAAAUACGGAAGUUGCUUUAGGACAAGUUUGUUCGGAGAGACGCACGUGUUCCUGUCGACGACUGAGUCUGCUCGUGCGGUUCUGAACAACGAGUCAGGGAUGUUCACGAAACGGUACAUAAAGUCCAUAGCCGAGCUUGUAGGUGAUCGGAGCCUUCUAUGUGCUUCUCAACACCAUCACAAGUUACUCCGUAGCCAUUUGAUCAACUUGUUCUCCAAACGAUCGACGGCUCUGAUGGUUAGACACUUUGAUGAACUUGUCGUGGACGCUCUUUGUGGAUGGGAACAUCGUGGUACAGUUGUCUUGCUCACAGAAUUGCUCCAGAUAACAUUCAAAGCAAUGUGUAAGAUGUUAAUAAGUCUAGAAGACGAAGAAGAAUUGGGUUCAUUACAAAAAGAUGUGGGCUUUGUUUGUGAAGCCAUGCUCGCUUUCCCUCUCAAUUUGCCUUGGACUAGAUUUCACAAGGGCAUCAUGGCAAGAGAAAGAGUAAUGGAGAUGAUAGAAAAGAUAAUUAGAGAAAGGAGAAAUGAAACAAAUGGUCAUCAUGAAGAUUUUCUGCAGCAGCUUCUCGCAGUAGAUAACGACACUUCUUCUUUGUCCUCUGAUCAGUCUACUAAGUUGACUGAUGCUGAGAUUAAGGACAAUAUUUUGACCAUGAUCAUCGCAGGGCAAGACACGACGGCUAGUGCUCUAACAUGGAUGAUUAAGUACCUCGGUGAGAAUCAGAAGGUUUUGGAUAUUCUUAUUGAAGAACAAUCUCAGAUUGCGAAGAAGGCAUCAGACAAACCAUUUCUUUUGCUAGAAGACCUCAGUGAGAUGCCAUAUGCCUCGAAGAUGGUGAAAGAAUCUCUAAGAAUGGCUUCUGUUGUGCCUUGGUUCCCAAGAUUAGUACUUCAAGACUGUGAAAUGGAAGGUUUACUUUACUCAUCUUGA
Molecule: messenger RNA, 1140 nt
Organism: Microthlaspi erraticum
Lineage: Eukaryota; Viridiplantae; Streptophyta; Magnoliopsida; Brassicales; Brassicaceae
Source: the annotation of a GenBank genome assembly